GGCAAGCAGUAAACGCCGCAGUUUUUGUGGGGCAUCGGUUUACAAACAUUGGAAAGUGGACGAGACCAGUCUCGAGCCAAACGCAAUCCAGUGUUUGUUGUGUUUAGUAGGGUAUAAUUUGCAACGGUGGCAGGAGGCAAACGUAAGAAACGAGGCCUUAGGGUCUUGUGGGUGCCGAAUUAUUUCCACCACAGUCACCGGAAGAAGAAUAAGUACUACGUCAAUCACCGUGAUGACUCUCCCUCCAGGUCAAUAAUGUCAGGUGAUUCCCCAAAUGCACACAGGGACCAGAAUUUCGACUUCACCAAGGAAAGUCGUUCAUCGCCCCUGCCGACAACAUCUCGAGAACACACUUUGCAAAGCACCGCGGUGCCGGACGCCCAAAAGGCGUCGGUAGCCGUCGAGCCUGAGAAAAAAGAGGGCGAACCUCUGGACAUCUGCUGUCCUACACUCAACAACGACGAGUGCGAGGAUAAACGGAGGAAUUCCGAUGCCAGCGACAAGGCCAAGUUCGACGAUCGCGAUCGCGAUACCCCCGACAAGAAUGAGAAAAGGAAGCUGAACGGGGGUGAUAAGUUGGACGGCGUAUGGGUAACUCCGAAGAAAAAGCCGGAGGAAGUGGAGGAAGACGACAAUUGUUUGGUGAAGUGUUUGUAUUACACCAUGCAGUGUUGCGAAUGUAACGUUAUGUAGAAAAUUGGUUCAGCAGUUCCUUGUGAUAUAUGUAUUAUUUUAGUCGCAUAGUUUAUUAAACGGAAAUUGUCCCGUAGAUCAACCGAAGUAAUAUUGUUGCGGGUUACAUGUGCAAUUAGAAUAAUACUGUCGUGGUACUUUUUUUGUAAAGGAAACACCUAAGAUUAGGUGAAACGCAUAGUGUUUUUAAAUUGUGUAAUUGGUCUCACGAAUAAAUAAUAUUUUGUCAUAUUUAUAAACUCUUUUAGUAUUUAAAUUUUAAGAAAUGUAAAGAAGAAAGACAAAUAUAAUUUAAUUACGUUUU
Aethina tumida (small hive beetle) is the source of this 997-nucleotide messenger RNA. RefSeq lists its product as uncharacterized. NCBI's taxonomy places the organism in Eukaryota, Metazoa, Arthropoda, Insecta, Coleoptera, Nitidulidae. Bases 256 to 693 code for a protein of 145 amino acids. The record is from RefSeq and is a predicted model, not a curated record. The transcript is spliced from 2 exons.